AUGUUCGUGACGGUCCAUCAUUUUGCGAGGGCGCGACUGCCCACUGUGAGCCUGCAGCCUUUGGUAGGCAGGCCACGGGAGACGGAGACCCUCGGGCUGGCAAACGCUCUCGCCCUGGCUGGAGCCUGCGGGGGUGGCGAGGCGAGGCGAGGCGUGUCCUGCAAGCAGCAUCCCGCCAGCUACGGGCCAGGGAAGGCGCGCUACUCGUGCUUCGCAACGCGGCCCCAGGCGUGCAGGUGCUCGCAGCGGGAAGGCGCGCCUGGGAUCCGCCGGCGAGUGGGCAGCGCGGGCGGCGUGCCCCGCAACGCGAGUGGCAGGGGCGUUCCGGGCACGGCGGAGAGGGCACCCCGCGAGGUCCAGCGGCUGCCGGGGAAGCCAGACGAUGCGGCCGCUCGAGGGACGCCCGCUCUUGCUGAGCGGAGUUCCGCGUGCCGUCGCAGAGGCUGCCGUAGAGUCUGCUGGAUGCAGCAGCCAACUGAGGAGAGCAAGGAGGCUGGACCGUGCAAGGAAGCAGGACCCAGCCAAGCUGCCCUUUGCACUGCAGGGACACGAGGAAGCUGGCCCAGUAAGAGAAGGAGGAUGGAGCACCAGGUGCUGCUGCUGCUACUUUUCCUUCCCCACACCUCUGCCUGUGACGAUCUCGCCUGCUUUGCGGACUACAUCCAGACUCUGAUGUGCAUGUGGAGCAGCAGAGAUACCAAGGUACACUACAACCUCACUGCGAGCUGGAAUUGUGUGUUUGACGGCACCUGCUACUUCCUCCCCACUUCUGGGAAUGCCACUCAGACACUGUAUACUUGCUUCUCGGAGCAGAAGCUGCGCUUUGGCAGCGACAACUUUGUUGUGGAGGUAACAAAGUUUGCAGAUGAGCCCCUCAGCACUUCCAAAGCAUGCCAGAGGACCUUUACACUCCAAGAAAGCAUCAAGCCACAUCCACCUUUCAAUCUGACCACGUCUGCAUCCCCUGCUGGCUACAACAUCUCCUGGAAGACCCACUACCAGCAUUUUCCGUACAACUACCUGAAUGGCCAGCUGCAGUACCAGCUGCGCUACAGGGACCGGGGCCGUCCGAGGCAGGAAUGGAGCCAGAAGCACAUUCUGCAGGACACACGGACCCUGCGCCUGCUGCGCCAGGAGCUGGCAGGGAGCACGGAGUAUGAGUUCCAGGUGCGAGCCAAGCCAGGACAGAGCUCCCCCUACUCGGGGGCCUGGAGUGAAUGGAGCCCGCCAGCCACCAUGGAGACCUUGCCGAGAGCCCCAGAGAGUGGAGGAACCGGGUGGCUGCUGUUGCUGCUGCUGCCACUCAGCCUGGCCGCAGCCCUCCUCUCCUUCCUGAGCUGGCCCCGGAGGCUGUGGAAGAAGCUGGUCCUCAUCCCUAGCCCGGCACCCUUCUUCCAGCCGCUCUAUCUGGGCCACAAUGGAGACUUCAAGAGAUGGGCCGGCACUUCCCACUCCGGAGUGCUGCUGGACGUCUUUGAGCAGAGUGCUGCCUUGCCAGAGGUGUUUGGGGUGGGCCAGAAACACUUUCCACCAAGCCCUGCCAAAGGGGACUGGAGGAACAGCUUGGCCUGCCCCCCUGGCACCCCUGCCCCGCACCUUCAGGCCACUGUGGAGGACUCGUCGGAGCAGGCCUAUGGACACCUCUCCAUUGACACGGUCACCGUGGCUGGGGAGUUUGUGGCCUGCUGCCCACAUUGUGACCGGGGAAGCCCAUGCCGGGUUCCGGAGCAGCUGCAGCAGGAGGAGGCGGAGGCAGCAGGCAACUCCCUGGAAGGAGGGUCUGUGUGCGGCAGAGGGUUCUUUGACUUGCCUCCCGAGCCCGGCUGGGCCUUGGGAAGCCCAGGCAGCCUCUCGUCCACCGAGGAGGAGGCGCGUUUCUACAGCAGGCUGCUCUCCUCUCACCUCGAUGCUAAUGGCGAGCCCCCAAACGGCCUGGACCUCGACACCAUUGACAGCGGAUUUGCCGACUGUGACUGCGAGAGCUCUGUGGACUGUGAGUCGGAAAGGAGGCCCUCAGGUUGUGGCGCCGGCCCAGCCCCCGGAGAAGGAAAGGACGAACAGGAGGCCUUCCUGCCAAGCUACGUCAAGCAAUGGGUCUCUUGCCACAACAGGACUCAGUCAACGUAG
This is a messenger RNA of Varanus komodoensis (Komodo dragon), 2127 nucleotides long. It is a transcript of the gene IL21R, whose product is annotated as interleukin 21 receptor. The coding region runs from base 1 to 2127 and encodes 708 amino acids. Gene Ontology annotation, cellular component: external side of plasma membrane. Gene Ontology annotation, molecular function: protein binding; cytokine receptor activity. The transcript has 11 exons. Gene Ontology annotation, biological process: cytokine-mediated signaling pathway; immunoglobulin mediated immune response. The record is from RefSeq and is a predicted model, not a curated record. Lineage: Eukaryota; Metazoa; Chordata; Lepidosauria; Squamata; Varanidae.